AGUCCGAACUGGGGGUGUGCGUAUUGUGUGUUGUGCCUUUCUUUCAGGCUACCUAUAGAUCUUCUCUAUAUUUCCAAGUUGGAAAUAAGAAAAGCAGUCACGAAUAAAGUACACUCUUUCUAUCGCGUUGUAGUACCUGCCUUUCACUACUAAAAAGAACCGAUCGUACCUCCAGCAUGCUCCAAGCAACAUAGCGUAUAGAGAAUGAAACCAUUUGUGGCCCACGCCGCGCUCGACUGGGCGUCUUUUUCUGUGGGACAAAAGCAAAACUAGUAGAGACAUCAGUGGAGAAUGGCGGGACCUACCUAGGAGCAGGUGCGCCGAGCUCCCUAUUGAUAUAGCGGUAACUUCGUCGGUAGAACCCUUCAUCGCGCACGCAGGGGCAAAAACGACCUGCAGCGCAGCAACGAGAAUGGCCGUCACCGCGUCUCCCCAUCCCUCCGUGGAUCCCCGGAAACUGAUCGAGGCCGUUGCCGACGUCCUGAGUGCCGCGCAAAUCGAUGCCGGAGCGCAACUGCGGGCGCAGCGGCACCAAGUAGCGAAGGCGUUGCAGCAACAACAGGAUGAGCAUAAGUUUCAGGUAGAGCACUUACUACUUAGAUACUUCUCCCGAGAAGUAAGUAGAUGAAUCGGAAUCUGCAUGACAGAUGUUCAUUUUGCAUGCGAAUACUGCCUAGAGAAAAUUAUCCAUAUUUUUCGGAAAAAUCAUUCAGACCUGGGUCGACGCUGUCCGCUGCCUUCAGUCGAUAUCUACAGCGUAUUUAAACGAAGUGGACGACGAAGAUGUAUCACAGGAAAAAGUUUUAACGUUAACGGAAUUUGUGAUGCAGUAAUGCAUCCCAAAACUGCCCAGAUUCGUCAUGCAUAUUAUGCAUGCCAGGCAAAAUUUGUCAUGCAUAUGUACAAUCUAUGAAAGCCGUGAACGUUAGCACUUUUUUGUCUGAUAAGAUGGGGCUUUCUCCUACGGUGGUGGGGGCGGUGGUGCUUCUGGCUCCUGGGUCACCGAUAUGCAUUGCAAAACAAGUAUCGUACUACGUAGUAAUUGCAUGUUGACAAAUUGUCUCAGCAUGACAAAUGAAAUUUCUCAUGCUGACGAUAUGUCAUCCGUGAUUGAUGCAAUGACUAUGGCUACGAUCGUAUUUUACCGAUGGAUAACCAAGAUGGAGCGCAGGAAGUUGCCCGGGACCCGGGAUCCUUUGGGAGGGAACCGGCUGAACGCCAGAGAUAAUUUGAGCACGAAGGUACAGAAAUACGGUGUAUGACAUAGCAACAGUAAAAAGUUGACGUUUGUCAUGCGUGAUUCCCAACGAGGACGCUUUAAGAAAAAAGCUUCAAGUCGUGCAAAUCUGGCAUCACAAAUGAUCUAUCAGGUCCACCACCUGCUUGCCAACUUGCAAGACCGGGAGAAGCAGUCCUCCGCCCCGAUUUCUGAGGAGGAGCUCCACAACGAGAUCGACUCUAUCCUGACCCGCGACCGUUCCUGGACCAUGGAGUCUGCGGUGUCAAAUUUCCCGUGGACCAGUUCCAAUGAUUCAGAAGUGAAUUCUGAUCUUCAGCUGGAGCAGAAUAGGAGGGAGCACGAAACGCAUCAACUACAAGAUUCAUCACAUCCAGCCUCUACUUCAAACGGCAUCCACGACGAGCUCGACGACGUCAUCGGCGUGCAUUACCCACCACAGAGCUGCGAGGUUUCUGUGUCCGAGACAAACCGACAGGAAUCUAUUGCGGGAACCGCGAUUUACAAACCCGGUGGAACAGGAGUGUCGAAUACUGGUACAAGUAAGCUGCAACAGUUGACCGGAACCUCCCAGGCCUGCAGUUCGACUGGGACGCCGACGUAUCCUGUGCAAAAGUAUCGUACUCGUAUAAAUGCAAGUCUUGCAUUACAAAUCUUGUUGCCAAGGCAAAUCAGCAUGACAAAUUCCAUUUCUCUUGCUGAGGAAAUUUGUAAUGCAUUUAUACGAGUGCGAUACUUUUGCAAUUCAUACGAAGACAGCAGCUAGUAAUUUCCGGAAAGUCUACAUCAAGCACCGGCCCGCGGUCGAUCACGUCUCCAAUGCGUACCAAAGUCGGAAACGACCCUCGUCGGAGGUGUCGUUCGCCACGAAAGAGUAUCCACCUGUGGUGCAAAAGUAUCGUAGUUGGAUGCCUGACAAAUCUAAUUUUGUACCUUACCUAGCAUGAGGACAAAUUGCGCUUUUCAUCUAAUGAAAAAUUUGUAUUGAUUUUGCAGUUCAGCUUCAGACUAGCGCGAUACUUUUGCAAUGUAUAAGGAGGAUGAGUACCACGAUGAUGAUGACCCGGGAUACCGGAUUCGGGAGAUCAGCGAAGAAGAACUUAUGGAAGAAUUGAGAAAUUCCGAGCCCUUUCAACGGCUUCCCGGAGAAGCGGUAACUUUGAAUGUUGAAUUCAGCAUUUGCUGUUGAUGGUGAACGAACUACACGAAGGUGCUUUAUUUACUGCAUGAUAAGAAGUAGCUGAAAAUCUUCUGCUGCUAAUCCGCGUUGUCGCUGUGCAUGACAAAAAAAUCUGUUGUAAAUGUAACAAAAACACGAUAAAAUAAAACCCAGGCCACGCCGCCGCCCCUCACGACGAGUUCCUGUGCCAGCUUGCUACAGAACGAACAAGAGGCGGACCUGUUUCUACUUGGUACAACAACAGCUGCAGGCACAACAACAGCUGCCGGUGGAGCUGCUCCUCCAGCAGACCUGUCCACCUGGACUACAACAGCAGGCGCCGCGAUAUGGCGUUCUCAACUGUUACAUUCUCAAGUGUUACAUGGAUUUGUCAUGCAAGAAUGGGAAAAGUGAAAGGAGGGAGGCUGCAUCUGUAGCAUUACAAAUUCCGAACAGAUUUGGGCGCUGUUUAGCCAUUCGCAAAUUUGUCAUGCGAAGCAGCUUGAUAGUGUGGAUCUUGAUGAUCAUUUUGCAUGACAAAUCAUGUAACAGUUGAGAAUGUAACGUUUGAGAACGCCAUACGCGACCAGCACCCAAAACCGCGACCCCCGUGUCCGCGUGGUUCCCUGGGUGGAUAAGGUGAAGCUUAUGGAUUGCAGCGAAAGUAUCGUACUCGUAUAAAUGCAUUACAAAUUGUCUCCUCAGCAUGAGAAACAAAAUUUGUAAUGCGGAUUUACCUAUAGAAAAAGACUUGUAAUGCAUGACUGCAAUUACCACGAGCGCGAUACUUGCGCACAGGAUAAAACUUGCCUCAGAGCAGCUGCUAUUAGCGGGCAUGACAGCAGGAGCGAGCAGCACAGGUCUUCACGGACAACAUUUGGUAGCGGGCGACGGCACUGAAGUGGUUGACGACGGUAGCGGUGUGGUAGCUGGUACGCCACAGGAUCCAACACUUUUAAACCCAGACUCGUCCACGACAGCCGCCGCCGCUGGAACCGCGAGCAACACCAAUACCGCUCCCGCGACCUCCGACACCUCCGACCCUGCGGGCAACAUACAGCCAGCAGAAGGAGCUGCUGUCGCACCUUCGGGCGAAGCAGGAGCAUCAGCACCAGCAACAGCACCACCCUCCGCUACUACCCCGUUUAGUACAGGCGACGCUGGCGCAGCUGACCCGGCAAACCAAAACCGGAAAGCAAAGUCCGCAAGCAGGUUACUGAACAAGAAGAAACGGAGAAAAUUGCAGCAAUUCAUCCCGACAAUAAAGGACUACGACGGCAAAAUCGUGAAGUCUGAAGUCGAGGAAAAUCCAGAAAACGGCGAAAGUCUUACCGUUUUCACCAAGGAACUCACCCUGGAGCGGCAACGGAUCCGGUACCCGAGGAACAGUAAUCUUGUCGGAACGGCGAGUGGUGCUUCUGUCGGAGGGCUAGCGUCGCAUAGUGGAGGAGUAACAGCGAUGGUUACGAAAAACCCGAAUUUUUACCCCGUAGAGAUGAACGACACAAUCUUCGAUUCCUUCCAACUGCCCAUUGUGUUAUGAAUUGCAAAAGUAUCGUACUCGUAGUAAUUGCAGUUUAUGCAUUACAAAUCUUCAUCCCAAGGUAAAACUGCAUCACAAAUUCCAAUUGUCAUGCUGACGCUGAGCUAAUUUGUAAUGCAAUUACUACUAAUUAUGCGAUGCUUUUGCACAGGAUAUGUGUACGAGCGAGACAAGACCGGGUUUGAAGAGACGAAGGAAUUUAUCCCAAAGAAAAUCUUCACGCAUUACCAUUUUUGCGGCUCUCAAGUUGUAAUGCAGAAACGACUAUAAGAAGUUUUAAAUUUAAAGGUCCGACUUUUAUUGCGCAUAUUGUCACGCAUGACCACAGAGACAGCUUGAGAUGAGUCAUCAACAUCAUGGUGAUUUUCUCUAGGAUAGGACUGAAAGUCGAGAUGGGGCAGAUCAUUGCCGCCCGGUACCAGGUAUGAAAUGCAAAAAUGUCUGGAGGGUCUGGAAGAUUGCAAUUUGUGAUGCUGCAUUUGGAUUCCAAAAAAAUCUCUAUUGCAUGAGCAGCAAAGUGAGUGUUAUUUUUGCUACGGGAAAAGGGCAUUUGUCAUGCGGUGUAGGCAUCAAGAAGCCCUCAAAAAAUCUCUGAUGCUAGGACAUGCAUCACAGACAUCAUGGCACAUGCAAAACUUGCAUGACAAGUCUCAGAAUCUCCCAGACCCAGACACUUUUGCAAUGCAUACCAGGUCGUCGAGUACCUUGGACAAGCGGCGUUUUCCCGUGCGUUGCAGUGCCACGAUUUGUAUCCUGUGCAAAGGUAUCGUACUCGUAUAAAUGCAUUACAAAUUUCCCCAGCAUGAGAAAUAAAACUUGUCAUGCGGAUUUAGCUGAGGAAAAAAAUUUGUAAUGCAAGACUUGCAUUUUUACGAGUGCGAUGCUUUUGCAAUGCAUAAUCUGGAAACGAACCGCAUGGUGUGCUUGAAAAUCAUCAAGAACGACAAGGAUUUUUUCGACCAAUCUCUCGACGAGAUCAAAUUACUCUCCUUCAUCGGCUAUGAUUUGCAAAAGAAUUAUCGUGGCAGUAGUAACUAAUUGCAAUACAAGUUAGCUCAGCAUGACAAAUCCGGGUUUGUCAUGCUGAUUCAGUUUAGGAAGGAGAUUUGUGUAUGCAUAGCUGCAAUUACAACUAGGAGUGCGAUACUUUUGCACAGAAUAUCGGCCUCAACUGUGACGUGGACGACAUGAACCUGCUGCGACUCAUCGACUUUUUUUACUACAAGGUACUAUAAUGUAGAACUACGAAGUAUAAUGCGAAGUAGAUGAUCACGUGUUUCUGGUUUUCUUGUAUGUUUCAUCCCUCAAUGUGAAUUUUGCAGCUGAUAUGUGACGAGUAUAGUACGCAUCAAGAACAUUUGUUGCGACAGGAGCAGAGUUCAUCUUGCCACCUAUUUCUAGUACCAAUGGAUUUCCAUAUCAGAAAGUCAAGCCAAACGAUCAAAACAGGAACACCUCGUCUUGGUGACAGAGUUGCUGAAGGACAACUUAUACGAGUUUUCCAAGUUUAAUCGCGAACAGCAGCCCGGGGAACCUUACUUUACGAAAGCCAGACUGCAGAUCAUUUCCCGCGACAUCCUAAAGGCGUUGAAUUUCAUCCACGGACUAAAUCUUAUUCACUGUAGAAAGUUUGGAUGUUUUGGUUUGAUGUGCUUGUUGUGAUCCUCAUCCUUCUAGUAGUUCUUCGUUGCGACAUCCUUUCAUGUGCACAUACGUUCAUCGACGUCAGAACAAUAAAAUUGACGUGGCCGCUAAUCAUCUUCAAAAGCAACCACAGGUGAUUUAAAGCCGGAGAAUAUUCUGAUGAAGUCCUAUAGCCGGACGGAGGUAUCCUGUGCAAAAAUAAAUCGCGCUCGUAGUGGUCAUUGCAGUUGUAGUUUGGCAUGACAGAGACAGAUCUGCUUUCAUGCUACUUCAAUUUGCAUGACAGAUUUCGAUAUAAAUUGCUUCAAAAAAUAAUUUGCCAUGCACUUUCCACUACGAGGACGAUCAAAUUUUUGCAAUGCAUAGGAGGUGAAAGUAAUCGACUUUGGUUCCUCAUGCUUCAUCGAUGACCAUCUAUCGUCCUACGUGCAGUCAAGGAGUUACCGGGCACCGGAAGUGAUUUUGGGAUGCCAGUAUUUUUUUUCAUCAUGAUGUUGCAACAACUGAGGAAUGGUUUACAUUUAGCGCCUUAGGCUCUGCUACUAGUGCUGAGACCUGCUAUUUGAAUAAGUACGUGUAAGUAUCUAGCACUGGUGAUGGUAGUUUCUCAUCCUGCAUUUACGGAACAAAAUUUUAGCCUUCGUGCAUGUCGCAUGAAAAUAAAGCGAAAUUCACUUCAGGUACGACCAGAAGAUCGACAUUUGGUCCCUCGGUUGCAUUCUCGCGGAACUGUGGACGGGGUAUGUACUCUUCCAAAACGAUUCCGUGCAUAGCCUCCUUGCACGAGUGUUGGGCAUCAUCGGCCGGUUUCCGUUUUGGAUCAUGGCUAGCGGGAGGCAUGUGCCGCAAUUUUUCACCCAGGACGGGCGGUUGUAUCAGGAGAUUAAGAUCCAGGAUCCAGUAUGACAAGUGGAGAUGUUCUUUUACUCGCUGCAGCAAAAGGGUUACCAUUGCGACUUGGCAAUAGAUUCACGGGGCCAGUAUGGAGAGGACAGACGCAUUAUGUCACAUUUAUGCAUCGUAUUUUUAUUCCUAUUCCACAUGCACUUCUUGCAGAAGUUUGAAUUAUGUCACAGGAUAAAAACAGCCAAGUUUCGUGAAUCAUCUCUCUCGGCAUGACAAAGUCUUAUGCGCACCCCUUGUAGCUGCGAGUAGCAAAUAGUUUUUCUAUCCCACACAUCUCACUACCGGGAGGCGAGUUGAAAAAGCUCCAUCUGCUCGUCCCAAAGCGGACGACCUUGGGACACCGCCUUGCGUAUAGAUAGUUUUUUUGGAUUUGUUUUUUACACAACAAGGAAGUGGCGGUUUAUUAAUAUUUACAUUGCUCGACUUCCGGGUUCUGGUAACGCAUACCCCUGGCGACAGGUGACCUUGACAGGCGACCUCGACAGGCGACCUCGACAGGUGACCUCGACAGGUGACCUCAACAGGUGACCUCGACAGGUGACCUCGACAGGUGACCUCGACAGGUGACCUCGACAGGGGACCUUGACAGGUGACCGCGACAGGUGACCGCGACAGGUGAACGCCCUGCCUUCCCCCACCAGUGCUUCGCGCACUAAGCCACUAUGCGCGCGCCUGGUGUGAGGCGAGGGGCGGACGCUGUCCGCCCCGAUGCCGAACACCCUUCCCCCACUAGUGCUUCGCGCACUGAGCCACCAUGCGCGCGCCUGGUGUGAGGCGAGGGGCGGACGCUGUCCGCCCCGAUGCCGAACACCCUUCCCCCACUAGCGCCACUAGGGACGGGCACAAGGCCCCAGCGUGGGGACCCUGUCCCCACGCUCGGGUGGGCCUUGUUUGUCAUGCGGAAGUUGUUCCCAAUGCGGAGUUUCUUCUCAUGCGACUGGUGCGUGAUUGUGAUUGAAUUGCUUCCGGCUCGUCAAAAUCAAAAUUAUCAUUCUCACAGGUUAUCCGACGAGGACCCGUUUGUGGAUUUCCUAUCCUAGCGUGACAUCUGUUUUGUCAGCCAAGUCAAUGUCGUCAACAAGAAGAUUUGUAUUACAUCAGCUGUAGAGCUCUUAUUCAUUCUUGAUGCUCCACCUUACAAGAGCUGGACAUGGUAGUUGGGAAGCGGAUCUUCAUUCUCGCUAGUUUCUUUGCCACUAUAAAGAAGCAUACAUGGAAUAACAAUGGAACAAAAUAAGGGCGCUAGAAGUUGAAGUAGAUUUAUGCGUGGACACACCAGCUGCACUCCAGUAUCAGUAAGAACUCGAAGUAUUUCAUUCGCCCAAGAAACUUGAUGCACGACUUGGCUCCCCGUUUAUUUUUUCCAACCCAUACCCCAUCCGCCAGAUGCUGACCCUGGAUCCGACCAAGCGACCCAGUGCGGCGGAGCUGUUGCAACAUCCGUUUCUAACGGAGGUGAAUUACGUGGAGCAGCCGAUGCUUGCUACGGGAUCUACUUCGGAGGUGGCGUGAUGGGACAACAAAUUCAGCUGCGUAAUAUCGGAAGGAAAAAACUGUUUCCCUUGAAAAUGUUGAUGCAUGUGUGUCAUGUGUACUUAACGACCUUGUCCAGUCAUGCGUAUUUUCGAAAACCAUCACGGUGAAACAAUUUUUUCGUACGAUAAUGCGAAGAUGAAUAAAAAAGCGCUGUGGACGAGGUGGGCGGACUGCACUGAAGAUCGUACAAAAAGUACGACAGCGAGAACCGGUGACCACCUGUUUUGUCGUUGUCGGGGCAGCAGCGUUGCGACGAUUUUUUUUGAAAUUUUUCACUGACGACUAUUAACUUUCAUAUUUACUACAAAAUCAAGAACAAGAUACCAAAGCGAUAUAAGCGAGUGGAGUUUUGUGGUUGGGGAAGCUACCUUUUUGGGGUUUUCUCUGUCCAAAAUGUUAUCCUGAGUAAAAACGUACCCACACCAUAGUCAAGAUGGGGAAUCGGCUAGACAAAUCCACAAGUUUUGGCUGUUUUGCAUGACAAAUUUGGAUUCGUAGUGUAGUGCUGUUUGAGCUAGCUCAGCAGCAUCACAGAUCUAGCAUACCAUGCUGAUUGGAGCAUGACAAAUUGCAAAACACGACUAGAAAAUGCUUCUCAUGGGGCUCCGCAUGAGAAACAUUUUCAGCAUGCAGAUUUGCAUUACAACUCUGGUGUGGGUACGUUUUUACUGAGGAUAAAUGUUCCAUCCAGUUUACUCACAAUUGUACAUCAGCUAGCUAUAUCCUCUGCAAAAGUAUCGUAGUCGUAGUAAUUGCAAAUAUGCAUGACAAAUGUUUUCUUCCAGGGGUAACAGCAUUACAAAUUGCCUUUGUCUUGCUCAGCUAAUUUGUCAUGCAAUUUAUACUAGUACGAUAGUACUUUUGCAAUUCAUAAGCUACAAUGCUGCACGGCGGAGCUGCGCUGCAACUCUGUCGCGCUCGUGCAGAGCAACUCGAUACCAUGACGACAACAUCAACCACUUUUUACAGUAAACAAUAAAGCGCGACUGAAGAUGUUAUGAGUCAGAACCUUGAAGAAGAAGAUAAUUUUGCUUUAUGAAUCCUUCGAGUCGCAUUCGCAAAAGGCGCGAAGAUAGAGGACAAGAAAACUUUCUCGUAUUUUCAAAAAAUAAAGCACGGUAAAGCAACUGCUACAAAUCAUGUUGAAUCACCGAAAACGAAAAUAAAAAGUGGCACAAUUUUUAUUGUAGAACUCCUCAUCUUCUGCAGUUUAUCCGAAAAAAGAAGGUCGGCGCAAAUUUUCCUUGUAAAGAUUUGAAGAAGAGGUCGACGCAAUUUUCGGUAUUCUACUUUCAGG
Messenger RNA from Amoebophrya sp. A120, 9322 nucleotides. Lineage: Eukaryota; Dinophyceae; Syndiniales; Amoebophryaceae. The record is from the annotation of a GenBank genome assembly.